AUUGAAUAUUCUAUCGCAAGUACCGUCUAUUUUCCCCGCUGCUCUAUCCAUUUACACACUGAUCAGCGACCCAACAGUGAAGGGAUGAUGUCCUCCUGUCCACAGCACCACCACUUCCGCCUCUGCCACCGUCACAACCACAGCAGGAACUGUAAUUCCAUAAUCGUUCCCUCUUCUACCAUUACCAUCUCCUCCUCCCUCCACCAUCAACAUCACCAACCACCUCAAAACCCGGCGACCUCGUCCCCUACUGAUAAACCAGUCCUCCGGACCCAAAAUUCCAAGUCCAGCACUGCCCUCCUCCACCACCUAAAACAACGAAGCCAACUUCAAAACGCAAUAUCACAAGAAGAGAAAUUGCGGGAUGCUAUUUCACCAGAAGAGAAAGUGAAGCUUUUGGAAAUGACCCUCGUCACUAAGAAACGAAUCCCUCAGUUCCCUGGUUCAAUUUUCCCCCAGUUCCCGACAGAAACCAAAUCUCCUUUGCAAACCCUUUUUCAAAACGGAAGCGAAGACAGUGAAGACGACGAUGGAGGAGAAGAUGAAGCAGAAAUGAUAAUGAAGGCGCUUGAGAUACGUAGAAAAGUGACAGCAGAGAUUUUCAAGGAAGCCAUGAAGAGGAAAGGCAAGUUCGGAAUAACGUAUUCGACCAAUUUGGUUGAUAGAUUGAGUGAUUUUAUUGACUUUAUUAUGAUUGAGGCUGCGAAAUUGAAGAGGUUGCCUGAGUUUGAGUCUUCGAGUUUCAAUAUUAGAGCUAAGACUGUUAUUGAGGACUUGAACGUUGUCCCACUUAUCAGGUGGCUGAAACACAAUGGGUUGCCAUAUCCUAAGAUUGCGAAGCUCAUAUGCUUGUCCAGAGGAAAUCUAGAGUCCAUUACAGGCCGGGCUGACUGGUUGAAGUCAAUUCAUGUCAGGGGAGAGUUUCUCGGGGUUGUGCUCACAAAAGCAGGGGAUAACAUUUUAGAACGCAGUAAUGAAGAACUAGCUGAAAUCGUUGAGUAUUUAGAGAGCAAUGGUGUGAGGAGGGAUUGGAUGGGCUAUGUAAUGAGUCGGUGUCCUCAAUUAUUGUCUUAUAGCAUGGAAGAAGUGAAAGCUCGAGUCAGGUUCUACUUGGAUAUGGGUAUGAAUGAGAAGGAUUUUGGCACAAUGGUCUUUGAUUAUCCUAGGGUGCUUGGCUAUUUUACCCUGGAAGAGAUGAACCAAAAGGUUAAUUAUCUGAAGGAGUUUGGCGUCAAUAAUGAAGAAGUUGGGAGAUUACUUGCAUUUAAGCCACAAUUGAUGGGUUGUAGCAUUGAGGAAAGGUGGAAGCCUCUUGUUAAGUAUUUAUACUACCUUGGAAUCUCUCGAGAUGGUAUGAGGAGAAUGCUUACCAUUAAACCAAUAGUUUUCUGUGUUGAUUUGGAAGAGACUAUAGUGCCAAAGGUGCGUUUUUUUAAGGACAUAGGUGUUAGAGAUGACGCCAUUGGCAAAAUGCUUGUAAAAUUUCCACCAUUACUAACAUACAGCCUCUACAAGAAAAUCCGGCCAGUGGUCAUAUUCUUGAUGACAAAAGCUGGUGUUAGUGAGAGGGAUAUUGGUAAGGUGAUAGCUUUGGGACCAGAGCUCUUGGGAUGCAGCAUAGUGCAUAAGCUUGAUAUCAGCGUGAAAUAUUUUCUGUCACUGGGCAUACGCCAUCAUCAAUUGGGUGAGAUGAUUGCUGAUUUUCCCAUGCUACUACGUUACAAUAUAGACCUCCUCCGCCCUAAGUAUCGUUACUUGAGGCGAACCAUGGUCCGGCCUUUGCAGGAUCUCAUUGAGUUUCCAAGGUUCUUCAGCUAUUCUCUAGACGAACGGAUAAUUCCAAGGCACAAAGUUCUAGUGGAGAAUCAAAUCAAUUUUAAACUGCGCUACAUGUUAGCUAGCAGUGAUGAAGAAUUUCAAACUUUGGUCGAGAAUGCUGUUGAAAGGCGGCGGAGAUUUGAAUCUGGUGUAAUCAAUGUCGCUCUCUCGACAUCUCCAGUAGUUGAUGACUCUUCAGAAGAGAAGAACGCAUUUGAGCAUGGUGUCAUGGUUGAUGCUCAAACUAAUCCUCAGGUAAACGAUGACCCUUCAGAUGAGGAAGAAAUUAGUUAUUUUUCUGAUAAUUAAAUAAUCCAUAUCUUAAUAUGCAUAACAAAGUUAAAUCCUUUUGAAGUAGCAUUCUGAAAGUUGUUGCAGCUCAGAAAAACUUUGAGCUGCUCCCUGUUUAUACAUUUCAUGUAAAAUGAAUAGCAACUCACUGUAACAUUAUAGAAGGAUGGUCUACCUGCUGUAAAUGGUUCAAUUUCUUUCCCUCCAUCCUUUAA
Molecule: messenger RNA, 2324 nt
Organism: Hevea brasiliensis (rubber tree)
Lineage: Eukaryota; Viridiplantae; Streptophyta; Magnoliopsida; Malpighiales; Euphorbiaceae
Product: transcription termination factor MTERF2, chloroplastic
Exons: 6
Coding region: 85-2127 (680 amino acids)
Biological process (GO): regulation of DNA-templated transcription
Molecular function (GO): double-stranded DNA binding
Source: RefSeq, a predicted model, not a curated record